Molecule: messenger RNA, 1634 nt
Organism: Clarias gariepinus (North African catfish)
Lineage: Eukaryota; Metazoa; Chordata; Actinopteri; Siluriformes; Clariidae
Product: myeloid-associated differentiation marker-like protein 2
Exons: 2
Coding region: 584-1495 (303 amino acids)
Cellular component (GO): membrane
Source: RefSeq, a predicted model, not a curated record
AUUGCAAAGGUUAUAUGUGGAUUUAUGUGCAUAAUCUAGUGCUCUGCUCUCUACUCAGCCAAACCACAUCCCCACCCUAAGAUAACUACAUAGGGUUUUGCUUGACACAAACAUAUGUUCCUAUUUAUAGUGCUGGUGUGGUACAACUCUGUACAACAGUUGUCUACUUUUCCUUGCAGUUUAAGAGAGAGACUUUGAAGGAGAAACACGGAAACAGCACCAAGGGACAUAUUCUUAAUAUUUUUUAAAGGCAUUUAUCAACACUUUUGGGAACUGUUCUAAGGUAUGGAUGAGUAACUUCUGCAAUCUUCUCUUUUCUAAAAUGGAACUAUAUAAACAAGACUGAAGUUGGCAUAUGAAGCUUUUUUAUACUAAGGAGACAAACACUAUACAAAGAACUAAAAAUCUGAUCCCACACACCAGAUGACAAAGUGUGGCAGGAAAGCACUGAAGGAGAUCGGUAAUUAAAGGGCAUCUAAAAAAAGAGCUGGACGAGGGCGAGGCUGUGGAGUCAUAUGCAGAGUCACAGAAACUCAGAGUCGACAAGAAGAGCUGUUUAAGACUGCACCCCAAAAAUCUGCUCAUGGAUCCCUAUGGAGGCCACUACCUGAACCGAGAAGCAGUGCUGUCUUUACUAGGUAUAGCUCGCAUGUGCGAACUGGUACUAGGCUGUACCACCAUGGCUUUAGUGGCUCACAGCGCCGGGUUCAGUGCUGCCUAUGGCACCUACUGCAUGUUUGUUUGGUGCUUCUGUUUCGCCACGACUUUAAUUAUCUUUGUGCUCGAUGUGGUUCGCCUGCAUGGUUGUGUGCCCAUCUCCUGGGACAAUUUUACUGUGGCCUUCGCCAUGCUUAGCACAUUAAUGUACAUCACAGCUUCCGUUGUGUAUCCUGUUUACUUCCUCAGUAAAGAUUGUCCGAGUGAAGGCUGUGAAGUGCGCAACUACCGCAUUGCUGUUACUGUGUGCUCUAGCGUCUGUUCUUUUGCCUACGGUGCUGAGGUCCUCCUCACACGGGCCAAGCCAGGCCAUGUGGUGGGUUACAUGGCCACCAUGUCAGGCCUACUCAAGGUAGUUCAGGCCUUCACUGCUUGCAUCAUCUUCGGUGCUCUGGCAAACGACAGUGAGUACCAUCGCCACAUUCCAACACAGUACUGUGUAGUAGUCUACAGCCUAUGCUUUGCCAUUACAGUAGUGGUGGUGCUUCUGACUGUCUCAGGGAGGACUGCAUUUCUGCGGCUACCCUUUGACCGCUUUGUGAUUACAUACACCUUCCUGGCAGUCCUGCUAUACAUGAGUGCUGCUGUGGUGUGGCCCGUCUUCAGUUUUGAUAAGAAGUAUGGCUCUCCUGGACGACCAGAUGAUUGUCCCCAAGGAAAAUGCCCAUGGGACAGCAAGCUGGUGGUUGCAGUGUUUACCUUUGCCAAUUUAGUGUUCUACUUUAUCGACCUACUAUAUUCUCAGAGGAUCCGCUUUGUCUCACAGACAGCAACCUAAUAGACUAUUGUGCUUCUACUUUCUAUGAAAUUAUGCACCUAUAUGUUGUCAUACAUACAGUGGGGGCCAAAAGUAUUUAUACAACAUAUGCUAUGUAUUAUAGUUUUACCUUGUGCACCAAACAGAUGAUGUCACUAAU